This is a messenger RNA of Scomber japonicus (chub mackerel), 1984 nucleotides long. It is a transcript of the gene riok2, whose product is annotated as RIO kinase 2 (yeast). Bases 87 to 1640 code for a protein of 517 amino acids. Gene Ontology annotation, molecular function: protein serine/threonine kinase activity; ATP binding. Lineage: Eukaryota; Metazoa; Chordata; Actinopteri; Scombriformes; Scombridae. Gene Ontology annotation, cellular component: preribosome, small subunit precursor; cytosol; nucleus. The transcript has 10 exons. The record is from RefSeq and is a predicted model, not a curated record. Gene Ontology annotation, biological process: maturation of SSU-rRNA; protein phosphorylation.
GUGUUUACGACAAAAAUGUGGACAACUUGACUUCAGUAACAUUGUUAAUAAUAUUCAACUCUCAUUGACUGUACAUUGGUAGAAAUAUGGGAAAGCUUAAUGUUGUGGUGUUGAGAUACUUAUCUCGAGACGAUUUCCGGGUCCUCACGGCGGUCGAGAUGGGGAUGAAGAACCAUGAGAUUGUUCCAGUGAGUCUUGUCGCUUCCAUUGCCAGCCUUAAACACGGUGGCUGCAACAAGAUCCUCAGGGAGCUUGUCAAGCACAAACUUGUGGCCUAUGAGCGCACCAAGAUGGUGCAGGGCUACAGGUUGAACAACGGAGGAUACGACUACUUAGCCCUGAAGACCAUGUGCUCAAGAGAAGUGAUCCUAUCAGUUGGAAACCAGAUGGGAGUGGGGAAGGAAUCAGAUAUAUAUAUUGUGGCAAGUCCAGAGGGGACCCAGUAUGCUCUGAAGCUUCACAGGUUGGGUCGUACCUCCUUCAGAAACCUAAAGAACAAGAGAGAUUACCACAAACACAGGAAGAACAUGUCCUGGCUUUACCUCUCUCGACUCUCUGCUAUGAAGGAGUUUGCAUACAUGAAGGCACUGUAUGAUCGAGGCUUUCCCGUUCCGAAGCCCAUAGACUACAACAGACAUGCUGUAGUGAUGGAGCUUAUCAAUGGAUAUCCGCUGUGUCAGGUGCACGAAUUGCAAGACCCAUCAGCCCUGUACAGUGAGUUCAUGGAGCUCAUAGUCAAACUGGCCAAUAACGGCCUGAUUCAUGGAGACUUUAAUGAGUUCAACCUUAUGUUAGAUGACCAGGACCACAUAACAAUGAUCGACUUCCCUCAGAUGGUGUCCACCUCACAUCCUAAUGCUGAAUGGUAUUUUGAUCGUGAUGUGAAAUGCAUCAGAGAUUUCUUUGCAAAACGGUACAAUUAUGAGAGUGAGCUCUUCCCAACCUUCAAUGACAUCAGACGAUCGUAUUCUCUAGAUGUAGAAGUCUCAGCCAGCGGCUUCACCAAAGAUUUACAGAGAGAUGGUGCGUUGCUACACCCAGCUGGACCUGAGGACGAGGAAGAUGAUGAUGAUGAUGAUGAGAAGGACGAUGAUGAAGACUCAACUGACGAGGAAGCAGGAGGAGAAGAGGAGAGUGUGGACAUGGAUGAAUAUAAACAUGUAAUGCUGGAACUGGAGGGUCUCAAAGUCACAGAGACACAUGCAGAUGAGGAGGAGGAGGAGAGUGAAAAAAGGGAAGAAGAGAAGACAGAGAGAGUUCCUGAAGCUAGAAGUGAUGAGGAGACAGAGAAUAACUUGGAGGAAGAGCUGAAUGAAGCAGAGGAUGAAUGCCCAGAACUGGCGGACAUUUCUGCCUCCAACAAAGAGUUCAAACCAUUCAGAGACUCAGACAGCCUUUUUCACAUAGCAGAACACAGGAGGAGGACAGACAGUGAGGCUACAAUGGGCAGCAUAGGGAGCUGCUCUACCAUCCCACCAGAGGUAGUCCGGCAGAAGGUGCGGAAGCAGCUCACCAAACAGCAGAAGGCAGCACAGAGGAGACGUCUGCAGAAGGGAGAAGCCAACUUGGUGACCAAAUCCAGGAGAGAGAAUCAAGUUAACAUCAAGUCUAGUAUGGAGAGCGCCUCCUUCUGGGGAUAAACGGGACUGUGAUCAACAAAGGGAAUACAUGUCAACAUCCUUUUCUAUGGUUAACAUGCAUGACGUGUUUCCUCAUGGAAAAACCCAAGAAAGAGAAUGUCUGCGCAUCAUCUCCACUGUUCCGUACUAUCAUGGAAAAUUCACGAGGGAAGAAUCACAAAACUGAGAUCACAGCACAAUGAAAACAAACUUUGUGUGUUCUUCUUGUUGGCUCUCACAAUGUCAAGUUAGAGGAUUCCCUUCCUCUAUCAAAAGAGCAAUAAACUAUCAACAUUCAGUACAUUGUAAAUAUGGACUACUUAUAAUGAGGUAAUUUGUAUGACAAUUAAACCAUUUAAACUUUA